AUGGGCCAUCUAGUCACUCUUGCGACAUGCUCCCUUAAUCAAUGGGCACUUGAUUUUGAAGGGAAUGCAAACCGCAUCAUCGAGAGCGUCCGCAAAGCUAAGGAAGCGGGGGCCACCCUGCGCGUUGGUCCAGAGCUAGAGAUUACUGGAUAUGGCGUCCUGGAUGGGUUCCUUGAGGGCGACACGUUCCUGCACUCGUGGGAAAUGCUGGCUCGCAUCAUUGAUCACCCAGACUGCCAGGACAUCGUAGUUGACGUUGGAGCUCCCGUGAGACAUAGGAACGUGCGCUACAACUGCCGUGUCAUUUUUUUCAAUCGGAAGAUCAUCUUGAUUCGCCCCAAGAUGUGGCUUGCAAAUGACGGAAACUACCGAGAGUUCAGACACUUUACCCCCUGGCAACGUCCCCAAGAAGUGGAGGAUUACUACCUGGAACAAAUUGUCGGAAAGAUCACUGGCCAGUACAAGGUUCCUUUCGGAGAUGCAGUUAUCAGCACCCGGGAUACCUGUUUAGGUCUAGAGACAUGUGAAGAACUAUUUACUCCAAAUGGCCCUCAUAUCCCAUACGGUCUAGCUGGCGUGGAAAUCAUUUCCAAUUCAUCAGGAAGUCACCAUGAGCUCAAGAAGCUUGACACCCGUGUCAACCUCAUUACACAGGCAACAAAACUGAGUGGAGGAAUCUAUCUGUAUGCAAACCAGCAAGGAUGCGAUGGAGAUCGACUGUACUACGAUGGUUGUGCAAUGAUUGUUGUGAACGGCAACAUUGUCGCCCAGGGUUCCCAGUUUUCUCUGAACGAUGUAGAGGUUGUCACAGCUACUGUUGAUAUUGAAGAUGUCCGAACCUAUCGCUCAAGUGCAAGCCGCGGUAUGCAAGCGAGCAGGCAGUCCCCAUAUGUUCGCCUCGACUUGGAUUUCAGACUUUCUCGUCAGGAUGAAGACGCCGAACCUAGUCUUCAACCUUCUGAGCCAAGGCCACCGCGGUAUCACGCCCCGGAAGAAGAAAUUGCUCUUGGUCCAGCUUGCUGGCUCUGGGAUUACCUUCGGCGAAGUGGCGCUGCUGGGUUCUUCAUCCCUCUCAGUGGCGGCAUCGAUAGUUGCGCUACAUCCAUUAUUGUGCAUUCCAUGUGCAGAGAAGUCAUAAAGGCAGUCUCGGAAGGAAAUGAACAGGUGAUCAAGGAUGUUCGUAGACUUUGUGCGGAGCCAGAAGAUUCGACCUGGCUCCCUACGAACAGUCAGGAAGUUUGCAAUCGUAUAUUCCACACUAGCUACAUGGGUACUCAAAACUCCAGCAAGGAAACCCGAGACCGAGCUUCCAACCUUGCCAGAGACAUUGGAUCUUAUCAUGUAGACUUCAACUUUGAUACCGUUGUCACUGCGAUCACAAACCUUUUCACUGUGAUCACUAAUUUCCAGCCUCGGUUCAAGGUUCAUGGCGGUGGUCGAGCAGAAAACCAAGCCUUACAGAAUGUGCAGGCUCGUUUAAGAAUGGUUCUUUCAUACUUGUUUGCUUCGUUGCUCCCGACAGUUCGACAACGCCCUGGAGGGGGCGGCCUGCUUGUGCUUGCAUCAUCUAAUGUAGACGGUACCUUGCGUGGCUACCUGACCAAAUACGAUGCCAGCAGUGCAGACUUGAACCCUAUCGGCUCUAUCAGUAAGGUUGACCUGAAGAAAUUCAUCGGCUGGGCCGGUGAAUCGUUCAACCUACCGAUUCUCGAGCAAUUCUUGAGCGCCACGCCAACAGCCGAAUUGGAGCCAAUUACAGCCACCUAUGUCCAGUCCGAUGAAGCUGAUAUGGGCGUGACAUACGCGGAACUUUCAACAUUCGGAUAUCUGCGCAAGGUCGCUAAAUUGGGACCAUGGUCGAUGUACGAGAAAUUGCUUCACCUAUGGGGCAAUGAAUACAGCCCUCGGGAGAUUUACGAAAAGACUCGCCACUUCUUCUACAACUACUCUAUCAACCGUCACAAGAUGACCGUUUUGACACCUAGCUACCAUGCUGAACAGUAUUCGCCUGAAGAUAAUCGACAUGAUCUUCGACAGUUCUUGUACCCAUCUUUUACAUGGGCAUACAAGAAGAUGGAAGAUAGUGUUAAACUCUGGGAAUCGAAGGGAUGGACUGUUGGCAAAGCACAGAAGAAGAGUGUCAAGGCAGACUAA
Messenger RNA from Aspergillus wentii DTO 134E9, 2154 nucleotides. Its product is annotated as glutamine-dependent NAD(+) synthetase. The record is from RefSeq and is a predicted model, not a curated record. Gene Ontology annotation, cellular component: cytoplasm. NCBI's taxonomy places the organism in Eukaryota, Fungi, Ascomycota, Eurotiomycetes, Eurotiales, Aspergillaceae. Gene Ontology annotation, molecular function: glutaminase activity; ATP binding; NAD+ synthase (glutamine-hydrolyzing) activity. The transcript is spliced from 13 exons. Bases 1 to 2154 code for a protein of 717 amino acids. Gene Ontology annotation, biological process: NAD+ biosynthetic process.